Messenger RNA from Ogataea philodendri, 231 nucleotides. RefSeq lists its product as uncharacterized. The record is from RefSeq and is a predicted model, not a curated record. Bases 1 to 231 code for a protein of 76 amino acids. NCBI's taxonomy places the organism in Eukaryota, Fungi, Ascomycota, Pichiomycetes, Pichiales, Pichiaceae. The transcript has a single exon.
AUGUCGUUGAAGACCUGGAUGAAAUGUUUGUUGUCCUUGAGUUUGGAUAACAGGUUAUCGGCUGGUGUACGCUCUUUUUUGAAAAAUGCAGCGUUCAUCGCUGUGUACGAACGGGAAGACUUGACUUCUUCCCAGUCCUCUGGAGGAGUUCCAAAGGUGUUGAAGAUGGAUGCCAGAAGGGCCAGGUCGCUGUGUGCAGAGUCUGUGGAGUACGGUGUGGUGAAACCCUGA